AUGCCGAAAUUUCAUGUGCUCCUCGUCCCAUGGCUUCUGGCUAGUCGAUUCUCGCUGUUGGCUGCAGAGGCUAAAAAUGGCUCAAAUGCCAAUCUUCUGCCAACGUUGGACAACAACAAUGAAGCGGAUCUACGACGUCCGGUACGAAUUGUGCGAAAACAGCCUGUGAAUGCGCCCCCAGAAAUCGUGGAAGCUAGUGGAGAAGAGCCCGUAGUUGCGGCACUCGCCUUAGCACUCAACCGAUCAGAAAAAGCUGCUCCUCAAGCCGAUGAUGAACUUCUAACGGGCGAGCUAAAGAACGCGAGCCUAAAUGCGGGCUUUGAUAUCUCCCCCAACUCUACCAACAUAACGCUGUUGGCGAAUAACUCGGACACGAUACUCGAUGCGCUCGUCGGAACUGUUGGGAUUGUACUGCACGACUGCCGCACCGAUGUCGAAUGUGCAUUGCGUGGUUCGACCCAUUGCAACUUUCACUAUUGGGGCUUCACGUCGAGCUGCUCGAAAGAA
Molecule: messenger RNA, 507 nt
Organism: Mesorhabditis spiculigera
Lineage: Eukaryota; Metazoa; Nematoda; Chromadorea; Rhabditida; Rhabditidae
Source: the annotation of a GenBank genome assembly